Messenger RNA from Closterium sp. NIES-67, 1192 nucleotides. The record is from the annotation of a GenBank genome assembly. NCBI's taxonomy places the organism in Eukaryota, Viridiplantae, Streptophyta, Zygnematophyceae, Desmidiales, Closteriaceae.
ACCCACGCCAACAGGGUUACCCCAUAAUUGGGCGACUGGUUGAAAACAAAAAACGACGGGUGUGGAUUGGCCACCUAACAGCCCACCAACGCGUGCGAUGUCGCACAACGAAGUGCCUCCACCAAGCCACACCCCGAUGAGAAUCAAGAUACAGAUACUGAAGUCCAUGGCGCGACAAGGCAGGAAAAGAUCCCCCGCACUUCGGAAAAGGCAACUUACUCUCUCGUCGAUUCUUCCCUCUCCUGUCCCGCCUAUUCUGUCUCGCGUCGCCUGCCACUCUUCCGAAAGCGCACACUCCAACCCUUCGAUGUACUCUUCCCAGGGCGACACUUUCUCUUCCGUUGCGCUUCUCCCUCCUCCUCGUCGCGCUUCUCCCUCCCCCUCGUCGCGCUUUCUUUUCCCCUCGUUGCGAAGCGACAGGAUAGGCGAUGUCUAGGCGAGAGAUACGCAGAGGGGAAAAGCAAGGAUUUGACGCGAAGAAAACAAGGCUAUGCCGCGGAGAGCUAGGGACACACGAGGGGAAACUGCAAGCAACUGGUCCAGGGAACGCAAGGGAGCACCGCUGGAUGGUUCGGCGCAGGGAUACGAUGAGGCACAGGCGCAUGGAGGGAUAGGCACGGUGGGGAGCAAGGGAUGGCAAGCAGAGCAUACACGGAGGGGAAAUACCGGCCAAGGCGGGGGGACAUGCGGGAACAGGCGAUGGCAAUGCAGGGAAGGAGAGCGUUGAGGAAUACAAGGGUCAUGAGGGAGGGAGUGGGGGAUAUGUACGGGGAAGGCAAGGGGUACGAUGCAAGGGAAUGCAAGGGCCAGGCGCGGGGGCAGCAAGGGAUAUGCAAUCCCUCAAUCCCUUGCUGCAGCGGGGACAUUGAGGGAACUAAGAGCGAUCUCUCCUUACCCCGCUCUAACCUUCUCUGUUUCCCCUGCUCCUGCUGUCAGAUUAGACGGUUUCAGGGGGAACAUCACUGCCGAUAUGAGAUGGGCUGUGGGGGACCCAUCUCCAUGGCGGCAUGUGCAAAUGCCUCUAGUUAUCUACACACUACUUUCUGGUCAGGGGAUGGUGACGACAUGCACUACUUUUGUUGGCCAGUGUGGCGUUGUGGUGGCGCUGUGAGAGAAAAUAUGAUUUUAUUUCAAUGGCAUGUCUGCUACUGUGGUCCUCGGUCUUAGGUACCGGUGCAUCCAUUGUUUUUCU